This is a messenger RNA of Pundamilia nyererei, 2446 nucleotides long. It is a transcript of the gene qrfprb, whose product is annotated as pyroglutamylated RFamide peptide receptor b. Gene Ontology annotation, cellular component: plasma membrane. Gene Ontology annotation, molecular function: neuropeptide Y receptor activity; peptide binding. Gene Ontology annotation, biological process: G protein-coupled receptor signaling pathway; cellular response to hormone stimulus. The transcript is spliced from 6 exons. The record is from RefSeq and is a predicted model, not a curated record. The coding region runs from base 62 to 1315 and encodes 417 amino acids. NCBI's taxonomy places the organism in Eukaryota, Metazoa, Chordata, Actinopteri, Cichliformes, Cichlidae.
CGCAGCUUCGACAAAUUCGGGGCAGGGCUCCACUAAAAUAACUCCUGAAGUGCUGCAGGAGAUGCUCCAGUACUACAACCUGAGCCGUCGGGACUUUAUCAACGCCUACAACAUCCAGCCGCUCGUCUACAUCCCCGAGUUACCGUACAGCGCCAAAACCACCUUCGUGAUCAUGUAUGUGGUUAUUUUCGUCUUGGCUCUCGCUGGAAAUAGUUUGGUCAUCUACAUAAUUGUGAAGAAACGGACGAUACAGACGGCGACAGAUAUUUUUAUUUGCUCUCUGGCGGUCAGCGACCUGCUCAUCACUUUCUUCUGCAUACCGUUUACUUUGCUGCAGAACAUCUCCUCUGAAUGGUUCGGCGGGGUUCUGGUUUGCAAGACUGUUCCAUUCAUACAGACUACAGCCAUAGUGACAGGCAUCCUAACAAUGACCUGCAUUGCUAUUGAGAGAUACCAGGGUAUUGUAUUCCCACUGAAAAUGAGGAGGCAGUAUUCGUCCAGAAGAGCAUACAAGAUGCUAGGACUUGUAUGGAUUGCCUCAGUGAUAGUGGGCUCACCAAUGUUGUUUGUGCAACAGUUAAAGGUGAAGUACGACUUCUUGUACGAUCACUACCAUGUGUGUUGUCAGGAGAGCUGGAGCUCGGUGACUCACAGGCAGGCGUACACCACCUUCAUCAUGGUGGCCCUUUUCCUGCUCCCUUUGGCAGCCAUGCUAUUCCUCUACACAUGCAUUGGCAUAGAGUUGUGGAUCCGCAAGAGGGUGGGUGAUGCCUCAGUCCUCAGCACCAUGAACCACAGGGAGAUCAGUAAGAUAUCAAGGAAAAAGAAAAGGGCUGUGAAAAUGAUGAUCACCAUUGUUCUGCUAUUCACAAUUUGCUGGGCACCCUUCCACACAGUCCACAUGCUGUUUGAAUACUAUGACCUGGAGAACAAAUACGACGGCGUCACACUCAACAUGAUCAUCGCCACUGUUCAGGCCAUCGGGUUCUUCAACAGCUUCAACAAUCCCAUCGUCUACGCCUUCAUGAACGAGAACUUCAAGAAGAGUUGCUUUUCCACCCUCUCCCACUGCGUUCGAAAGCCUACCCAGCAGAGUGGCGCUGUGGCGGCGCCUAGACUGAGUGUGCAGUUCAUCAAACCCCAAAGUAGAGAAGCCUUCCUGGAGCCAGACGAAGGCAAUAGCCUGGAGCCGCACUCAGCAGAGAAGGGCCCUUCGACGUCAUCACACGGAGAGAGCUCCCUGGAAAUAAUGGGAGAGAAAAUCUCCACCAUUCAAACGGAGCUCCCUGCAAACAGCUCCUCUCAAGUAAAAUGAGAAGGAACUGUCCCGGAUCUGAGGUGUUUUAACUGCUUACCUUGGAUUGCCACACUUGCUGUCAAUUAUUUUCACUUGGGGCCAGCAGCUGCAAGGCCAUCAAAUGUGAUUUCAGGUUUCACUGAUGUGGCUGAAAGAUGCAAAAGUCCAACAGCUUGAUAAUUUAUCUCUGCAGAGCAAGGAGUUAGGGAAUGUAUUCCCAUGCUGGUCAGGAGCGCAGAAGAAAGAUUGUUAAUGAAAAUCACAAAGAGACACUUUAACUAUAAACUGAGUAUAGGGUGAUCAGACCCUACUGAGAAAUCAUUUCCGCUUGUCUCUAAAAUCUGGAGGACAUUCAGCAGUUCUUCGUGAAAGCAUAAUGAUGCAUGAGUGUUCAAUGUCACCCCAAAUGAUCUGAAAUUGUAUUACGGCACAGCAGGAACUGUUUAGAAAUGAAAAUGUAGAGGACGUUGCAGAGCUAUGCUUUUAGAAGAGAUGCCUAAUCUUUCACCGACAGCUAAAUUUGCAUUAAGUUGGCAUUUGCAUUCAAGUCAGCAAAAACACCUCGUUUCAGGUUAAUUCAGUCGAAAACCUUUAAGAUCAGAGAUUAACCUCUUUCCAUGAGUCACCAUCCUUUAGAUACAAAUUUUUAUUAUAUCACAGAAUGUGUGUAAGCCUAUUUUGGACUAUUUAAUCAUAAGCUGAGCAGGUGAAAUCAUAAGAAAGUAAAUAUAGCCACUGUACAGUUUAAUAAGAUUAAAGCUCACAAUACAUGAAGGGAUGUAUACUAAUUUUCAAACCUCUUCGCACUGUCGGCUGUCUUAAUACACUGCUUUGCAAGGUUGCUGCUGCAUACAAAAAUAAUCUUCGUCUGAGCUCACAACAACGGGUGCGUCAAUCAGAACACACAAACAUGGCAAACCCAACACAUGCACAACACAUUAUGUCAGCAUUUGAAGUUGUACAUCCUUAUGUCUUAAUAACUGGAAGAAAUCUGCACAACGUGUUAAACACAGAUCUGCCCCUCUUUGUAGAAAGCAGCAUCCUACAGGAACAAAGUCACAGAAACACAGCAGGAAAGGGUUCAAUGGGCUUUGCUUUGAUGCUUUUACAGAAUGAAUCACAGUUUACACAACUGUUCUAACUGUGGAA